Molecule: messenger RNA, 1059 nt
Organism: Asparagus officinalis (garden asparagus)
Lineage: Eukaryota; Viridiplantae; Streptophyta; Magnoliopsida; Asparagales; Asparagaceae
Product: protein FAR1-RELATED SEQUENCE 5-like
Exons: 2
Coding region: 1-1059 (352 amino acids)
Biological process (GO): regulation of DNA-templated transcription
Molecular function (GO): zinc ion binding
Source: RefSeq, a predicted model, not a curated record
AUGAAAGAAUAUAAGCUUGAAAGUAAUGAAUGGUUGUGUGAACUGUAUAACAUUCGGGAGUCAUGGAUUCCAGCCUAUUAUGCUGAUGAUCCAUUGGCUGGUUUAUUGCGUACUACAUCAAUAUCAGAGAGUGAGAACAGUUUCUUUGACAAAUUCAACCGUAGAUCUGACACAUUGACAGAAUUUUAUCUUCGAUAUGAGAGUGCUAUGGAGAAGCAAAGGCAUACAAACGCAAGAUUAAACUAUGAAGGAACGAAGUCGAUGCCAAGAAUGGACGGGCCAUUGUUAUUGGAGAGGGAUGCAGCAGAGUUGUACACUCGAACAAUGUUUUAUGAGGUACAGAAAGAGAUAAUGUCAUCCUGUUAUGAUAUGAGUAUCAACAGUAUAUCAGAAGAAGAUGGUGUGAAGAUUUUUUCCAUAAAGGACAAAAGGAGGCAUGGAAAAAUAUUUGAGGUGAAACACACUUAUUUGAACAAUGACGUUCAAUGUACGUGUAGGCUGUUUGAGAAAAUGGGUAUAGUAUGUAGGCAUGGUUUUUUUGCACUUAACCAAGCUGAUGUAACAAAAAUACCAAGACAUCUUGUUGUGAACCGAUGGACAAAAGGUGCUGAAAUGAGGCAUUCAUUGCAGUUCAAGGAAAUAUCAGAACAAUGUUAUGCAAUUGAAGUUACAAAUCGUAAGUUGAAUGACAUAUGGUAUGAUUUCCAAUCCUGUGUGAGUUUGGCAGGUUUAGAUGGUGAGAGACUUGACUACCUGGAAGGGAAGUUGAAGGAGUUGAAGCACAGUUUGCGUGAAUCUAGUUUGAAAUCUGACACACAGAACAAAAAUGAUGUAAUGGAGUUUUUUGUUGGCUCAAAAAUACCAGCGGAAGUGAUCGUUAAACCUCCCAUUGAAGGUAGAAACAAGGGUUGUGGACGGAGAAUUGUUGGUGAUUAUGAGAAAUCAAUUAGUCAACGGAAGAAGAAGGUGCCAAGGCUUUGCAAUAUGUGCAAAAAAAUCGAUUUCCAUGACGCACGGACAUGCCCAUUAAAGAAAACAAUACAGCAAAGUGAUGUUUAA